AUGGAACAUAAUGGGUCUGCCUCAAAUGCUGAUAAAAUCCACCAGAAUCGCCUGUCGAAUAUUUCAGAAGAUGAAGACCAAGAUGCUGCUCUCACCAUUGUGACUGUGCUGGACAAAGUGGCCGCCAUCGUGGAUAGCGUUCAGGCAAGCCAGAAGAGAAUAGAGGAGAGACACAGACACAUGGAAAAUGCCAUAAAAUCCGUCCAGAUUGACCUCUUGAAGUUUUCACAGUCACAUAGUAAUACUGGCUAUGUCAUUAACAAGUUGUUUGAGAAAACCCGAAAGGUCAGCGCUCAUAUUAGAGAGAUGAAGGCCCGUGUGGAGAAGCAACAAGUCCAGGUUAAAAAAGUUGAAACCAAGCAAGAGGAAAUACUGAAGAAAAACAAAUUCCGUGUGGUCAUAUUCCAGGAGAAGAUUCAGUGUCCAACAUCCCUAUCUAUUGUUAAAGAUAAAAAUCUAAGUGAGGAUCAAGAAGAGGAUGAAGAUAUCUUUGAUCCUCCAAUCGAACUGUCUUCGGAUGAAGAAUAUUAUGUUGAAGAAAGCAGAUCUGACAAACUUAGAAAGUCAGGCAAGGAGCAUAUUGAUAAUAUCAAAAAGGCAUUUUCCAAGGAAAACAUGCAGAAGACACGGCAGAAUUUAGACAAGAAAGUGAACAGAAUCAGAACUAGAAUAGUGACCCCGGAGAGGAGGGAAAGACUAAGGCAGUCAGGGGAAAGGCUGAAACAGUCAGGGGAGAGGUUGAAACAGUCAGGGGAGAGGCUGAAACAGUCAGGGGAAAGAUUUAAGAAAUCUAUUUCUAAUGCAGCUCCCUCAAGGGAAGCUUUUAAGAUUCGUAGCCUUCGGAAAGGUAAAGACCGAACUGUGACCGAAGGUCCAGAAGCAGUCAGGGAGAUGGGCGUGGACAUCCUUGCCAGGAGUGCGUCUCUGGGUCCCAUCAGCGAGUUCUGUACUGAUGAGCCCAGUGAAACAGACCACGAGGAGCCCAAAGCGGUGUGUCCUACGCAGGAAGGCGGGGACAUCCCCACCCCAGAGCCUCUAAAAGUUACUUUUAAACCUCAGGUGAAAGUAGAGGAUGACGAAACUCUUUUGGUAGAUUUAAAGCCGUCAUCAUAAAGAGGAAUUGAGUAUAAGUAUAGAGCUCUUUAAUCAUGCAGUUAUUGUUUAUAUAGUAUAGUCAUUUACAUUCAUGUGCCAUAUAGGAAAACAUAAGUGGGUUUGGCUAUUUCACGUCUUAUGUUUAAAAUCAUAAAGCUAAUACAAAUAUUACGUACAUUUCCUUGUAACUUGGCUUGGGAAUAUUUUUCCUCCUCUGGGCUUUAAAAGAUUCUAAUAUCUUGUUCUCUAGUGUCAGUCUUAUGGCACCUGUGGGUUUUUAAAUCCUUUUCUCUUGUCCACCAGAAAAUGUUUCUUAGUGAGGGCCAGUUAGAUAUUAGUUAGUCUGAAACAAAUGACAGGCAGGUGUGUGGCCAUCAUGUGCAAGUGAAUUCCCGGUUUGGUCUAGAUUAAUGUGGCCAAAUGCAAAAGGGAAUAGCUUCUGUGAGCUAUAUUGUUUUUAUGUUCAAAUCAAUAGAUUCAUUAGCAAAUUAGCAGUCAUACCUCUUUUGGUGCUUUUGCAUAAAAAAAAAUCAAGUUCUGGACUUGAGCAUUUAGUAGUGAAAUGGAAAGGGUUUGCCUGUCCUGCCCAACUCGGAUACUUAUGAAGACCAAAGGAAACAUCAUACAUUCUGGGGAGCAAGCAGCACAUACGGAGACAACAAUCCCCACUGAUCCCACAAAAGCAGAAUCGAAAUAACCUGAAAAAACCUUGUGCACCAAAUAGGAACUAGGUUGGACAGAAACUAUUUUGGUCAUCAGAAGCCUUUUCCCAGAACUAGGAAUGAAAAAUAAAUGUUUGGGUGACAUCUUUUCAUCAAAGACUAAAAUCAGACCUUUGGUUUGAGUUGGGUUUUAAAAUGUUUCCUGGAAAAUCCUUUUCUAAUUUUCUUUUGAUUUAGAUCUAUGGUGCAUUAUAGCAUGAGCAGCAUGAAGCAUGAAAGUGCGCCUUUGUCUUCACGAGACCUUUUUCAAGUCAGAGUUGGUAAAUUAGGGUUGGGAAUGACCUCAGAUAUUUCUCUU
Molecule: messenger RNA, 2115 nt
Organism: Talpa occidentalis (Iberian mole)
Lineage: Eukaryota; Metazoa; Chordata; Mammalia; Eulipotyphla; Talpidae
Gene: CAVIN4
Product: caveolae associated protein 4
Exons: 2
Coding region: 1-1113 (370 amino acids)
Biological process (GO): regulation of gene expression
Cellular component (GO): caveola; cytoplasm
Source: RefSeq, a predicted model, not a curated record